UUACAGAUGCGAUAAGUGUGGAAGACAGUAUUCCCAGCAACCAAAUCUAUGCAGACACAAAAAAUACGAAUGUAAUAAAAUUAGGAUGUUUCGAUGCCAGUACUGUGAUUAUGCGGCAUAUCAGAAGAGCCACUUGAAGACCCAUGUGCUUAGGAGGCACUUCCAAUGAAUAUUGGAUUUAGUGUAUCGAUGGCAAUACGGGUGAAAUCAGAACCAGAAGAAUUCGAAGAAGAGGCAGUGGUAGUCGAAGAGCAUCCCUUAGAAAUAGCAAGAAAUGAGAGAAUAUACAAUCAGCAGGUCUAUACUUCUAAGAUAGUCGAGACGUUGUAUUCCUGCAAUAACUGUCAAAAACAGUUUUCUUCACAAGCAGGCUUCCGUUCUCAUAAGCAGUUUGAUUGUGAGAAGACUAAGCUGUUUAGAUGUCCCUAUUGCUUCUACGCUGCAUUCCAUAUAGGUAGGUUGCAGAAGCACGUCGUUAAGAAGCACCAGGCGAAUCUUGAGGAAUUUCGUUGUACUAUCUUGAUGGCAAAGAAGGCGUAUGAGAAAAAAUGAUAUAAAUCAAACUUGUUACAUGAAUGUUAUGAGAGUGGUGACAUGAAAACGGCCUGAAUUUGUUAAUCGUUUUAGAGUUUUACCUUCAGUAUCUGAUGUCCUGGACAAUGAAUGUUUUCGUAGUUUUUGUUUUGUUUAUUUAUCUGUGUAGGUCUCAUGAUUGUAUAUUUUUGAUAUACGAUGAAUCAUGUUAUGUCCUGGAUAAUGAAUGAUUUUAUAGUUUUUGUUUUGCUUAUUUUUCUUUGUAGGUUUCAUAAUUGUAUAUGUAUGAUAUACGAUGAGUUAUGUUAUGUUUUUGUUAAGAAAUUGUUAACACGAGAAACCUAUAUUAUUA
Molecule: messenger RNA, 886 nt
Organism: Acanthoscelides obtectus
Lineage: Eukaryota; Metazoa; Arthropoda; Insecta; Coleoptera; Chrysomelidae
Source: the annotation of a GenBank genome assembly